AUGUCUCUCGAUCAAAAUCCACAAGCGCCCGCGCAGGCAAACGACGCAGAGGACGAUGAUUUGGGCAAGCUGCUACAAUCGGCGCAGGUCGGCGCAGCUACAGGCGGGGAAGACUUUUUCGCAUCGUUGAAUGACCGCGAGCUCGAUCGAGGAGAGAAGGCAGACGACGCCAUCGACUACGAGGACAUCUCUGACGAUGACUUACCAGAGGAAGAGUUCACGUCAGGAACCAGUGGUAUUCCGAACACACAGGGCUUCAGUGGAACCACGCUACAAGAUCUGGGCGAGAGCUUUGAAGAUGGCGGAGACGACAUGGAUGAUUUGUUUGGCGACGGGCUUUCGAGCCCUGUACAAGAGCGUUCACACCAACACGAGGACAAGCCUGUCGAUUCUAUCGAAGACUUGAUCAACGGAGCCGGACCGCAUGCUGUCGAGCUCGGCGAUAGGAAGGCGCAACCAGGCUUACAGGAUGUCGCUCUUGACGCUACACAUCAGGGAGAUGAUGAGGACGAUGACCCAGAGUGGCUCGAGCAGAAGGCUCUGUUUGAACAAGCGCGCAACGGCAAAGAAAAGGAUGGUCCAGUGGUCACGAAGACAUCAAGGGAGGAUUUUGAGAAGAUCUGGCCCAAUUUCGAGCCAAAUAUCCCUCCACGUUUCUUUAGUCUCGUCCCGCGCAACCGUGCCUUUUACAUUCCUAAAGUACCGCAGAAGCAGCCAAAGCUCAUGCCUUUUACCAAAGCCAGCCUCGAAAUUGCAGUGGACCAAGAAAAGAGCUUCCGGUUACCUUCGGCUGCUCCUACAACCGGAUCGAAACGCCAGCUGGAGGACGAGCAGGGCAGCUUUAUUUAUAUCACAAGCGUCGUAGAAGAGGAGCAAGACAGCGACGAUCAGAUGGAGCUGGAUGAUCUCGAUACACUCGACGACCGCGAGAAGAUUGGCAGCGUCUCCUGGGGUGAUAUGAAGAUUGCUUGUGAAGACUGGGACGUCUUAGACGAGGAGAGUACUUCGGACGUUGAUCAACUUCUGUCGCCUCCAGACACGAUCUUGGGCGAUGACGACGUCGACUGGAUACGAAGCCUUGCACCGUCCAAGAAGCGAAAGUUGAGCAGUCGAGAAAACCCUGUCACGUUCUCAGUGUACGACCAUAUGGAUCUCCCAUCUUGGGACGACCCGGAGGCGGAGACUGCAAAGAUCGCGAAAAAAGUCAUUCUGGACAUGAACGAUCCACACCUCUUGCUGGACGUACAGCAGCCAAGCGCAGAGCCACCUAAACCACGAACAACUGGUCUCGGCCUCAAGCGUGACAACCGCGGUAGCCUUGCGAACCCGAUGUUCAAGCGGUACAACAUUUCCAACGACGAGGCGUACGAUGCGCUGAAGGAAAGCAGUCAACAGAAGGUCCGCAGCACGAUCGGCCACAUGAACGUCGAGCACAGCUUGCCCGCUUUGAAACUGCAGUAUCCCUUCUAUAAGGUCAACCUCUCUGAUCGCGAGCUGCGGUCCUUUCAUCGCCCCACGAUCAACUUCAAGAUUGGUGAGCGGGCUAGCAUCUCAACGCUCAAGUCUGUCAAGAGGAAACACAAGAAAAACCUCAAGCCGUCAGAAGCGUUCGCGACAGCCGAAGAUCUCAAUAUCGGCGAUAAUUCGGACCUCUUGCUUGCUGAGUAUUCGGAGGAGUACCCUACAACGCUGUCCAACUUUGGAAUGGGUAUCAAAAUCCUCAAUUAUUACCGUCGCAAAGACAUGGAAGACAGCGCACGACCAAAACGCGAGGAUGGCAUCGGAGAGACCUCGGUACUCUUGCCCCAGGACAAGAGUCCCUUCUCAUUGUUUGGACAAGUGGAGCCUGGGCAAGAGGUGUUGACCUUGCAUAAUGCUAUGUACCGAGCACCGGUGUUCAAGCACACGCCGGAGUCGACUGAUUUCCUUGUGAGCAGAAGCUCUACUGGUGUUAAUGGCACCAGAUACUACAUGCGGAACAUCCCCAAUCUGCUCGUUGUUGGCCAACAAUUUCCUUCGGUUGAAGUGCCAGGUACGCAUGCGCGUAAGGUCACUGAAGCAUCAAAGAAGCGUCUGAAGAUGCUGUCUUUCCGAAUGUAUAGGAGGGGUGAGCAGUACAACAUCAGGCAGCCCUGGGUCAGCAACGAAAUGAUCAAGCUGCAUCUUCCGGGCACUGAAAUCGCCCAAAACCGAUCCCGCAUGCGAGAAAUCAUGAAGUACGAUAAAGACCUUGGUACCUGGAAACCACAGGAGGGUGAGACAAUUCCCGAUGAGCCCACGUUACGCACAUGGAUCAAGCCUGAGGACGUGUGUCUCAUUGAUUCCAUGCACGCCGGUGAUAAGCAGCUUCAGGACUCUGGUAUCAAGUCGAACGAUAUCAGGGACGACGAAGAAGAGCAAGAAGGCGAAAACUCGGCAGUCAAGUUGGCACCCUGGAACACGACAAAGAACUUCUUGAACGCAUGUGCUGGCAAGGCCAUGCUGGAGUUGCAUGGUGAGGGUGACCCCACUGCGCAAGGCCUAGGAUUUAGUUUCAUCAAGGUCUCCAUGAAGGGCGGUUUCCGGGAUGUUGGGCAGAGUGCCGCAGAUCAGGUCAAUGCCAAGAAGCAGAAGGAACUAAGCGGCCACAGCUACAAUGUGCAGCAGCAACAGGCGAUGUACGAAAAUGCCAUCAAGCGCAUCUGGAAUAAGCAGAAAGAGAACCUCUCAGCCACAAAUCCACCCGAAGACGUGGAGGAGGACGUAGAUUCGGCCGCGGCACGCAACGCCUUGCGAGGACGCUCCGAAAUGGGUACACCUGCCCUUAUGCGUGGCGACGAUGAUACUAUGAGUCAGCUCAGUCGCAAUAGCAAUGCGGAGACUCAUGGCAAGAAGUUGCGUAUCACACGUACUGUUAGGAACAAAUACGACGAAUUCGAGGAGCAGGUGGUGACGGUCACUGACCCUGAAGUCAUCAAGAUGUACAUCAAGCGUAAGAAGCAGGAUCGCCUGAUGAACAUGCGCCUCGACGAUAUCAAACCUACUGGCGAUCCAGAAUACGAUCGUCAGCAAACGCUGAAGCUCAUGGCCGAGCUGAAGCGUCUGGAGCGCAAUAUGGAGCGUCGCCAGGGUCGCGAGAAGGCCAAGGGUCAAUCAACGGGUGGUGAUGCAGGAGGUCCCGGCAAAGGCGGCGCAACGCCCAGGAAGUGCGCGAACUGUGGUGAAGUUGGCCACAUCAAGACAAACAAGAAACUAUGCCCACUGCUCAAUGGUCAGAAGAAGCAGAGCGACACCUUCAAGGAUGCAUCUGCUGCAGCUCCUAUGCCCGCCACCCCUCAAACUGCUGGCUCCCCCCUCUAG
This is a messenger RNA of Ascochyta rabiei, 3339 nucleotides long. RefSeq lists its product as uncharacterized. Gene Ontology annotation, biological process: transcription by RNA polymerase II; RNA polymerase II preinitiation complex assembly. NCBI's taxonomy places the organism in Eukaryota, Fungi, Ascomycota, Dothideomycetes, Pleosporales, Didymellaceae. The record is from RefSeq and is a predicted model, not a curated record. Gene Ontology annotation, cellular component: transcription factor TFIID complex. The transcript has 2 exons. The coding region runs from base 1 to 3339 and encodes 1112 amino acids. Gene Ontology annotation, molecular function: RNA polymerase II general transcription initiation factor activity; histone acetyltransferase activity; TBP-class protein binding.